This is a messenger RNA of Vicia villosa (hairy vetch), 1220 nucleotides long. RefSeq names its product OVARIAN TUMOR DOMAIN-containing deubiquitinating enzyme 11-like. The transcript is spliced from 10 exons. NCBI's taxonomy places the organism in Eukaryota, Viridiplantae, Streptophyta, Magnoliopsida, Fabales, Fabaceae. The record is from RefSeq and is a predicted model, not a curated record. The coding region runs from base 296 to 979 and encodes 227 amino acids. Gene Ontology annotation, molecular function: cysteine-type deubiquitinase activity. Gene Ontology annotation, biological process: protein deubiquitination.
CAAAACAAGACAAAACUCAACGCAUCCGUGUUUGGUCUUCCAACAACACUUUGCUUCCUUCUCGAAACACCCAACUCAAGUUUCUCAACUGUUUCCGUCACACGCCUACGUUUCUUUACUUCAAUUCCUUUCUUUCUUCUCUUCUCUUUUAACUUCUUAUAACUCCCACCCUUCAUCUCUCUAUAAUUCUUUUUCUCCGUUAGCAUCUGAUUUUUUCUUGCAACUGCUACAGUGCCACCGACACAACCAAGCUUGUAUAGGUUGUGAAUUGUUGUUUGGUUGAUUUGAGGAAAGUAUGAGUGCGAAUCUAAGGAAUGGAAGUGAGAGUUCCAGCUCGAGCUUGAACAGCAGUUUUCGUGAUACCGAGGAUGAUCAAACCAUUGCGAGCAUUUUGGCUGAAGAGGAAACUCUCAACCGGGGUAGCAGACAGCUCGGGAAGCGACUUUCCCAUUUAGAUUCUAUUCCGCAUACUCCUCGUGUUAAUGGAGAGAUUCCUGAUGUCAAUGACGCUACAAUUGACCAUGAGACGCUAUCAGAAAGGUUGGUUACAUAUGGCCUAUCAGAACUGCAAAUGGAGGGCGAUGGAAAUUGUCAGUUCCGAGCUAUAGCUGAUCAGUUGUUCGGCAAGCCUGAUUACCACAAGUAUGUGAGAAGGCAGGUUAUUAAGCAGCUAAAGCAUAACAAAAAAUUGUACGAAGCUUAUGUGCCAAUGGCGUACAAAAGCUACAUAAAGCAGAUGAAAAAAUCAGGAGAAUGGGGAGAUCAUGUUACUCUACAAGCAGCAGCAGACCGGUUUGAUGCCAAGAUUUGCUUAGUGACCUCUUUCAGAGACACUUGCUACAUCGAGAUCCUUCCGACUAACAAAAGGCCCACUAGAGAGCUAUGGCUAAGCUUUUGGAGUGAAGUGCACUAUAAUUCAUUGUACACAAAUGGAGAUGUUCCUACUAGACAUCCAAAGAAAAAAUAUUGGCUCUUCUAGACAGAUGGCAGAUUAUGAAAUCCAAGAAGAACUGAUUUUAUUAUAAUGAGUAUUUUUUUUUUAUUAAAAAGAUUAGUUGUCACCUCCUUUAUGGGGAAAGCAGAUUAUGAAUCAUAAUAUUUAGGUAAUUAUCAUAUUUGUACAUAUUACAUUAUGCAAGCAUAGCUAAACUCAAUGAAUUUAUCUAAACUCUCAUUGUACAGUCUAAUUUCCUGACAAGUAGAGUGCAAAAUUUAUUUCA